This is a messenger RNA of Sodiomyces alkalinus F11, 915 nucleotides long. RefSeq lists its product as hypothetical. The record is from RefSeq and is a predicted model, not a curated record. Bases 1 to 915 code for a protein of 304 amino acids. Lineage: Eukaryota; Fungi; Ascomycota; Sordariomycetes; Glomerellales; Plectosphaerellaceae. The transcript is spliced from 2 exons.
AUGGGCAAGAAAGGCGUCAUCCCUGACGCCUGGGAAGAUGAUGACUGGGAGGUGCAAGCCGAUAAACUGGCUGAGCAGCCCGAACCGGAACCAGAGCCGCCGAGACGCAUGACUGCGUCGGAGAGACGGGCUUUGCAUGCGGAGACGAAUCGCAAGAUCUGGGAAUCUGCGGAAUCUCCAGAAGCCUUCCACUUCGUCGAAGCGACCAACAGCGUCCCCCUAGCGUCUACCUUCAAGCCACAAGUGAAGGUCCUCAGUCGCCGACCCCCGCCCGCAUCAACACAGACCAUUGCGCGCCGCCGUGACCCCGUAUCCGGGGCCCCAUCUCAACUCUACGAUGGCGACGGAAGCGAGGACGACGAAGAAAACGAACGCAAGAAGGAGCGGACGCUAAGCCCAGAGGAGAUCCGUGCCAAACAGCAGCGAGAGCGCGAGGAAAAGCAGCGACGAUAUGACGAAGUACGGGCUAAGAUCUUCGGGGAGCCGAACCCGUCGUCCGGCGCGUCUAGCCCGGGUGCCGUAACCCCGCCGAGGCCGGAAUCUCGCGGAGGCGGGUAUAACCAACGGGGCGCAAGAGGCCGUGGACGUGGAAGGGGGGGCGGCAACGGCGGGGGACCCGGCCGACAGGGCCAAUACCACAACCAACAGUUCCAGGAUGAGCAGACCAGAAGGCCGGACGGCCGCUCCGAGACAAAGGAACUGUACGACCCUAAUCAUUCGCCAAAACCUGGAUUUCAGCUCCAAAAACGAGGUGGUGUUGGGAACAGUGGCGGCAGCAGCAGCACGACACCGUCCGGCCGUGCAUCGCUUAUGGAGCAGGACCAAGCAGGGACAGUCAUUCGAGCACCACACGGCCCGGAUGGGAGUGGGCGAGUCGGGUUUGGCUUCGCUAGACGAGGAGCCAGCAGAGAUUGA